Mercenaria mercenaria is the source of this 2129-nucleotide messenger RNA. RefSeq lists its product as uncharacterized. Bases 1 to 2064 code for a protein of 687 amino acids. Gene Ontology annotation, cellular component: cytoplasm; nucleus. The record is from RefSeq and is a predicted model, not a curated record. The transcript has 7 exons. Gene Ontology annotation, molecular function: transcription corepressor activity. NCBI's taxonomy places the organism in Eukaryota, Metazoa, Mollusca, Bivalvia, Venerida, Veneridae. Gene Ontology annotation, biological process: negative regulation of gene expression.
AUGAACGAGACUGACGAAAGCUGUUUAGUUUAUUUUGAAGACUACAAAGUUAUUGGGAAUGUUGUUAAACAGCGUCAUGAGUUAAGAGGCAAAAUACUUGACGUGAAAUGUUUCCAGCGUGCUUUAGGCCGUGCCGAAGGGGAAAAAGAGAGAACACUCCAAAUACCACGUCCGAUUGAAGUGCAAAAUAUCAACUUAUACAAGGUAAAAUUUGUAGCAAAUUCUGAAGACAAAAGAAAGGCAAUUGAAAGAGAACUGUGUAAGCACUAUGUUGACAUUAAGUGGCCAUCGGGUAACACUCAAAAUGUUCAGCUAAUAUGUACGCUAUCUACAGAUGUGAAAGGUUGCUUUAAAAUUGCAAAAGACUGGGGAAAACAAGCUCAUUCUAGAUUCAUUAGCCACAUGGAUGGUUUCGUAUUUCAUCGAGUGGAAGUCUUACAUGAUAUCAAGGAAAAGGUAAUAGAAUUUCUCAAAACAGUAAAUAUCACAAACCCGUCAAACGUUGCCAUUAUAAUUGAAAAUGAACAAAGAACAAUAAUUAUUGUUGGGCAAAAAGAGGAAGCGGAUAAUUUGAAAGAAACGGUAGAGAGCAGCAUCAACCAAAUUAUAGAACAAGAAGAAAAAGAACGCCACAAAGUUAAAGAUACAUUGACAAACCUUAAACCAGUCGAACUAAAGCUCUUAGAAGCACAGAGAUUUUCACAGGCCCUUGAAAACAAUUUUCAAGACUUAAAUGUUCAUGUCAAUGCUGAAAAGUGUGAAAUUCUUUUUGAAGGUAUGAUAGGUAGUGUCCAGGGAGCAAAGCUCAAAAUAUUUGAAACGAGGUCCUCUUUUACAUCAGGGCGAGUACAAAAUGUUCCAAAGCUGUCGGCGACUCUUUAUAAAAAUGAGGAAACAAUAGAGUUCAUACAACAUCAACUGAAAGCGGAUGGAAUAAUUGCCGUUUGGGAAGUUUCUGACACUGCUCUUGACAUUUGUUGUACAGUGCAGAAGAUUAACAUUCUUGAACAGUAUGGCGGCUUUGAAGUCCGUGGAUUAAACAAAGGAGUCCAAGAUGCAUACACUCAUUUAUUCAAACUUCUUUCGUUUAUAAAGCAGAAACAACACACAAUUUCAAAGCCUGGAAUCGUCGAACAUGUUAGAUCAUCAAAAGGAAAAGAUAGCAUUAACAUAAUAGAAAACAACCUAUCGUGUGACAUUGUAGUUGAAGGCGAUGAAGCAUUUAAGCAGAUGACAGAAAAGAUACACGGAUCAGGCGUACAAGCAAGCUGUAGAGUAUUUGACACACGAAGUAUAUGUGCUUGGCAAGGAGACAUGACAGAACUAGAAGUCGAUAUGAUUAUAAACCCAUCAGAUAAAGGUCUGCGAUUUGUUGGUGGACUAGGGAAGGCCAUAAUUUCAAAAGGGGGAAAGUCUAUUCAGUACGAAUGGACUUAUUUUAUUGGCAGCCAUGGGGCGCUUCAAGACGACGAUGUUUUCAUUGGUCGCGGUGGAAAUCUCAAGGCAAAACAUAUUGCACAUAUCAAAAGUCAAGAAUGGAAGCAAGGCCAAGAUAAAGAGAAGAUCUUAGAGGCGUCAGUAAUUAAAUGUUUACAAGAGGCAUCCAAAAUACAAGUUAGUUCUAUCGCUAUUCCUGCUAUAGGAUGUGGAGCUAAAGCGUUUCCAGUUGAUAUAAGUACUACCUGCAUUGUAAGCGCGCUCAGAAAAGUUUUUCUAGAGUAUCAAGAUAGUUCUGUGACUGAGGUAUAUCUUAGCGAUAUGAAUACGAAAAAUGUAGAAGGCUUUACACAUGCUCUUAUGCAAACAUUCGGGAGAAGCAAUGUGAUGAUGAGUGAUGCUGAGAUCCCAUCUCCUUUAAAGAUUUACAGCGAGAACAAUGCUCAGUCUUCAACAUUUGUUACACUUCAAGGAAUAUGUCAACAUAAAGAUGGCACAGUAGCUGUCGGAAAUAUUUCUGUUACUUUGAUUAAAGGAGAAAUUGCAAAACAAAAAGCUGAUGUAAUUGUGAAUACGACGGCUUUUAACCUUGAUUUAAGGAACGAACUGUCUCUCUUACAUUACUAAACGCUGCUGGUAAAGAACUGCAAAACAAAGUGAAAUCGAAAUAUCCAGAUGGACUGAAAAAACUU